UAGAUCCCAUGGGUAUGUAGCUUUUAGCCUCCCUCGUCUCCUAUAUUACAGACCUUGGUGUCCCCCCCCUCCUUCCCCUCCCUCCCUCUUACUCUCUCACCGUCACACUCGUGCACACCUUGGCCCUUUCUAUCACUUCCUUAAGCACCAGGCUCCCACCGCCCCCUACAUUCGAUACAUCAUCUUCACAGUAAGGCAGCAUUUAGAACCUCGACACAAUGACUUCCCCACAAGUCAACGGAGACGUUCCACAUUCGACUGGCGACUCGUCAUCCUCGGCAUUCCUUCAGCAUCUCUUGGGGUACCCUGUCAUCAACGAUGGCAUAACAACCUUCAAGUCGAACCCCUACGGGCAACGGUCGAUAGCUCUCAGCGACUCUGCUUACAAGACCUUCGCUGCGCCCGUCCUCCCUUACUUCGCCAAGCCAUACCAGUUCGUCUCGCCGUACAUCAAGAAGGCCGACGAUCUUGGCGAGAAGACCCUGUCCAAGGUCGAUAAGCGGUUCCCUGCCGUCAGGAAACCCACGGAUGAGCUUUACCAGGAUGCUAGGGACCUGGCACUGCUCCCGUACCGAGUCGGGCUUGCUGGCAGGGACCACGUACUGAGCACCUAUUCCUCGGCGAAGUCGAAGGCUGGCGGUGAUAAUCUGGUAUCGUACGGCAAGGCGCUCAUCAACACGGCGGUGAUUGUCACGACGGAGGCUUUCGCUACCGUUGGCAGCGUCAUCAGCCCCAAGAACAGCGAGAGAUCAUCGCAAACCGUGAACGGGGAUGAGAAAGGCAUCAACUAGCCGGCCUCGAAGAGUCAUCAUCUUCAGCGAGACCUCCCGUCGGUGCCUCAGCUGCCUUUCAAAUAUACCCACACCCCACGACGGCCAUCAGAUGAUAUAGCGCACCGGUUUCUUCACAUUGUCGGUUGGAUUGGUCUUUAAAAAAAAUACCCACUUGCCGUUUAUGGCCCUUUCAGUUUGCUCAGGAGGUUGUAGAUGGACUCAAAGUAAUUCUUUCCGUUGGAGGUCAUAGAGGCGGUGUAAAGUUAGACGGUAUUCUGGCUCCCGACCUUUGCUAAAAGAAAAACAAAGUUGAUAGAUUUCUCCUCAUUUUACCUUUGCUCCAUCUCUCUUACUGUUCCUCUGUCACAUGACGAGUGCCUAGCUUACCAGAUGAAAAUAAGCCCUGAGUGAUGGCUGACUCCUCUCCUGUUCAAAUGAUUGGCCAAAGAUUACAUAGUGUUUUGUAAGCCAGGAUGGCGGGUGUAA
Molecule: messenger RNA, 1259 nt
Organism: Phialemonium atrogriseum
Lineage: Eukaryota; Fungi; Ascomycota; Sordariomycetes; Cephalothecales; Cephalothecaceae
Exons: 2
Coding region: 219-791 (190 amino acids)
Source: RefSeq, a predicted model, not a curated record